CCUACAGUGAGAGAUUUAGUGGAAGAAAAGCCCACAACUGGAAGCAAACCACGAAGUACGACGAGGGAAGAUCAACAAGUGAACCAGCCCGAGUACUGAGAGCAUCAACUGGAGAGAACCCAUCUGACUCAGAGUUUCCAUUGAUUCAGUCAGGAGAAAGUUUGGGUAUCACCAGCAGGUGGAGCUUUCCUGCUCCGGGACCAAAGUGUAAACAAGACGACGGCAAUCAACAAUCGUCAGUCAGAUACAGAAUGGACAAAGGUAGGAAAUCGAAACGGGUAGGGAAAGUACUGAAGAGGAUUUUACCAGCCGGAUUAUCGAGGGAAGAUGAUAGGGACAAGGGAAGCAAUGUACCAAAACAGGGUCAGAUUGAGAGCAAUGUCCCAGAAUGCAGUACGGCCGACGAGGAAGUGGAGAAAAUUCAGCCCAGAGACACCGAUCAGGACCCUGGAACCGGCACAAGUGAGGCGACUGCCUGUCAGCUCGGAAGCUCAUUGGAAACUGAAUUGUCAAGUCCCCAACAAGGAGCGGAUCCAGAGUUCACGAUCUAUGACCUCCUGGCAGAGGGGGAGGAAUAUCGACUGUACCAACUGACAAAGUUCUACAGGGACAGAAUCAAACAGGCUAUUGAAGAAAAGGUUGAAAGACUUGGCUGGGUGUUGACAAAGGAGGGACAUUUCAGUAGAGAAGAGAAUGAGAAAGUCACUGAACUGACAGAGAAGGGAAACCGGGCAGAGAGUUCCAGACUCUUCCUCAGUUUGGUGAAUGGCAAAGGCUCCCGGGCCCGGAGGACGAUGUGGGAAUCCUUUCUGAUGUGGAGGACUGAGUUACCGAAGUUGGACAGAAUACUGAGGGAAAUACAGGAACUCGGUCCUGAUCCACAGGAAUACAUGAACAUCGCCCAAGGGUUAUCUGAGUUAUACAUUCAACUGAUCGAUGUUCAACAGAAACACAAGGAGACGCUGCGGGCACAAACUGAAACACUGAGAGUGAACACGAUCCUGAUGAGGGAGAAGGUGAAGGUUUUCCAGCUGGCUGAUCGAUACGCUGAGCUCACGGUCAUUUCUACUGUUCGAGAUCGGACACAGGUGGAACAAGAGCUGCUGGCAAGAGGCAGAGUCCACGAGGAGUGGCGACAGAAACAUCUCCGCCGAGAGUUGGAAAAAAUCCGGACUGAUCAGUUACUCCAAAAGAGCUUUUCCCGGAGUAAAUCCAAAUCUGGGACUUCGGUAGCAGUGGCCGGAGUCCCGGGGAUAGGGAAAACAACGAUGGUACAAAAGAUCGUUAAUGACUGGGCCACGGGGAAAAUAUACCAACAAUUCCAGUUUGUCUUCAGUUUUAAAUUCCGGAUUUUAAACACCAUUAAUUGUAGAAUAAACCUGAAGGAACUGAUUCUGGAUCAGUAUCCUUACUUUGGAAAUUCCCUGAGAAAGGUCUGGAAGAACCCAGAGGGAUUAUUGUUUAUAUUCGAUGGUUUAGAUGAAUUCAAACACAAAAUCGAUUUUGCGGACUGUCGGAGAGCUACAGAACCCAAGCACCAGUGCCCAGAUCCCGAGUGGUGGUGUGAACUGUCUGACAUUGUGUACAGUUUAAUCCAGGGCAAGCUGCUCCCAGGGUGUUCAGUGCUGGUGACCACCCGCCCCACUGCGUUACGUUUAUUGGAAAAGGCAGAGAUCGGUAUCCGGGCUGAAAUCCUGGGAUUCGUUGAUGAGGAACGGAAGGAAUAUUUCAUCAGACAUUUUGAAGAUCAGACGGUGGCGGAAGCUGUUUUCAAACACGUGAAGGACAACGAGAUCCUGUACACCAUGAGCUACAACCCCUCCUACUGCUGGAUCCUCGCUCUGGCACUGGGUCCCUUCUUCACACAAAGAGUCAGGGACCCACAGCGAGUUCCCAAGACUAUCACCCAACUGUACUCCUACUAUAUUUACAACAUCCUGAAAAACCACAGCCGUGAGAUUGAGAACCCCCGUGAUGUGUUACUCAGGGUUGGUCAGAUGGCCUUCAGAGGAGUGUCCGAGAAGAAGAUUGUGUUUACAGAUGGAGAUUUGAUCAAGUACAAUCUGCAGCCUUCCCAGUUCCUGUCAGGGUUCCUGAUGGAGCUUUUGGAGAGAGAGGAUUCUGCCAGGAAUGUGGUGUACACAUUCCCACACCUCACCAUCCAAGAGUUUGCAGCUGCAGUCGCACAAUUCCUGAACCCACAUCCCGUGGAUAUCCUGAAAUUCCUCACUGAAGCCCACAGCAUGACAGAUGGGCGAUUUGAGAUAUUUCUCCGUUUUGUUGCUGGACUCUCCUCCCCAAUGACAGCUCGGGGCCUGGAGGAAUUUCUGGGUCCAUUUCCUCUUGAAACAGUCUGCCGGGUGAUUGACUGGGUGAAGGAGGAGGUUAAACGCCAGAGUGAAAACACAGAGAGUGAAGCCGGUAAAAGGAGCCUCCUGAACACAUUACACUACCUGUUUGAGUCUCAGAAUCGUGGGCUGGCUCAGGCCUCACUGGGAUCGGUGGAAACACUUUCGUUCCGUGGAAUGACACUGACUCCGAUUGACUGCGCGGUCCUGUCUCAUGUCAUCGGACUCUGCGAUACAAUAACACACCUCGACCUACAGAAGUGCCACAUUCAGUGUGAAGGAAUCCAGCGGCUGGGACCCGGGCUACACAAGUGCCAGGAGUUGAGACUUGGGCGGAAUGACCUGGGAGAUUCAGGAAUGAAACUGGUGUCUGCGGCUGUGAGGAACCCAGAGUGUGAAAUAAAGAAACUGUGGCUGGACAAUGUCCAUCUCACAGAUUCUGGUGCAGAAGAUCUCGCCUCCACUCUCGGUACAAACACAUCACUGACAGAGCUGGACCUGAGUGGUAAUAAACUGGGAGAUUCAGGAGUGAAACUGGUGUCUGCGGCUCUGAGGAAACCGGAGUGUAAAAUACAGAAACUGGAGCUGGAGGAAGUCGGUCUCACAGAUUCUGGUGCAGAGGAUCUCGCAUCCACUCUCGGUACAAACCCAUCACUGACAGAGCUGGACCUGAGUGGUAAUAAACUGGGAGAUUCAGGAGUGAAACUGCUGUCUGUGGCUCUGAGGAACCCGGAGUGUAAAAUACAGAAACUGGGGCUGGUCUAUGUCGGUCUCACAGAUUCUGGUGCCGAGGAUCUCGUCUCUGCUCUCAGUACAAACCAAUCACUGACGGGGCUGAACCUGAGAUCAAACUCUCUGACAGACCGAUCUGUCCCUGCUCUCCGCCGCUUCAUACUGACCCUCCCGAGUCUGGAGCGCAUCCAGCUGUGGGGGAAUCGAUUCAGUGAGACCGGGGAGAAGGAACUGAGAUCUCUACAGGAACCCAGGCCUGGACUGAGAGUGACCGUGUGAACAUCUGAAUGUGGUGAAUCGGUUCAGUGAGACCUGGAGGAAGGAACUGAGAUCUCUACAGGAACCCAGGCCUGGACUGAGAGUGACCGUGUGAACAUCUGAAUGUGUGAACAUCCCCGCCCGCGGGAUGGGGACAUCUUGGCCCGCCCUCCCCUUUAACUCUCGCCCUUACCUUUAAUGGUGUUGAUUCCCAACGGUUUUAACGGAACCAGCUCGGGACUCGCGCUGUGUGUCGCUCGGAGCGGUCCCGCAGUGACGUGUUUCCGCCUGUUGUCCGGCGGGGCAGCUUCCACCGGAUGUGUGUGUUCGAGAGCCCCACGUGACACCCCGGAGAAUUACCCGGACAGGAAGAGCCCGGGGGCCGGGGCUCAGUCUGGGACACCAGUAUCCCGGGGUGGGAUCAUCCCGGGAGAGAAUCCUUUUGCUCCCUUUGCUGAAGACGGUGCAUUUGACAGACUGGCCGAUAUAAUGAUGUUAAACGGACAAAUCCCUCGGCAGUGACCCUGGAUCAGCAGCGAUCCCGGACACGGCCCUGAAGUGUGAUUUUAUAAUCAUCGGUUCCCCGAUGCAGAGUGACGGUGAGAAAUGGAACUGAUUAUUCAAACUGUCACUCGUUGUCGCCGGUCAGUUAAUUGUGUGUGACUGUGAGUGAGUCGGGAGCAGCUUAUUUAUUCCCGCACGUCAGCAGCUCACACAUGGUUUAAUUUACAUUUGUCAUGAUGAAAUCAAUAAACCGCUGUAACUUCC
Messenger RNA from Hypanus sabinus (Atlantic stingray), 4106 nucleotides. RefSeq names its product NACHT, LRR and PYD domains-containing protein 3-like. The record is from RefSeq and is a predicted model, not a curated record. Gene Ontology annotation, molecular function: protein binding. Gene Ontology annotation, cellular component: cytoplasm. The transcript has 12 exons. The coding region runs from base 252 to 3359 and encodes 1035 amino acids. NCBI's taxonomy places the organism in Eukaryota, Metazoa, Chordata, Chondrichthyes, Myliobatiformes, Dasyatidae.